Brenthis ino (lesser marbled fritillary) is the source of this 447-nucleotide messenger RNA. Lineage: Eukaryota; Metazoa; Arthropoda; Insecta; Lepidoptera; Nymphalidae. The record is from the annotation of a GenBank genome assembly.
AUGAUUUUUUUCCACGAGCGCUGCGAUGCAAGAAUAACAAUGGCGGGUGUCCCAAUGGCGGGAAAAAUGAAAUAUGGCCGCCGCAGUGCCCGGUUUCCCUUAGCGCUGAUAAACCUGCGAUUAAUCCUCGUGUCCGGCAAAACAAAGGAGUUCGUGUUUAGUCCGGUGGACUCGGCCGGCGACAUAGCAGUUCACGUUUUCGACAAUUGGCCUGAAGCGGACUGGGCUACAGAGUGUGUCUCACGCGCUGAAAUCCUCCGGCUCAUAUACCAGGGGCGUUUCCUGCACAGCUCUGUGACGCUGGGCGCGCUCGGCCUGCCUCUAGGGCGCACGACAGUCAUGCACCUUGUCCCCCGUGAGCACUUGCCCGAGCCUAACUCACAUGAUCAACGACAAAAGAGUAAAGGCGGCUCCAGCAGUUGUUGUCCCGCAUCGUGCUGCAUAUUG